GAUAUUUGAAAGCGAAAAUGAUGUUUCUUGUAUCCUUAAUGUUGGGUUUGGUCUGUGUAGAAGGUAUGAGAGAACUGUUGAUUGACGGAAGUUGUACAUUUGAAGGAAAAACAUACAAUAAUAACGAGGUUAUAGAUACCAACCCCUGUCGACCAUUACAAUGUAUCAAUGGUCAGGUACCAAUUCUCAUCAUAGAUUGUGUUAGUGCGCCGUGUGUAGACUACGAAGUACGAUCAGGUGACUGUUGUGCAACUUGUCCUAAUGGACCAAAUUGUCGUCUUCCUGAUGGAACAUUACUGCCAGGAGAUGAAACAAGAACCUUGGACGAUGGACGUAAUUGUUUCUGUUUGCGUUCUUAUAGCUUUGGAAUCGGACCUAGAAACCCCGAUGCCUUGUGUAUCAACAGACCUGCUCCAAGAGAAUAAAACGCAUAUGUAUACUAUAUACUCUGUAUAACCAUUCCUUAUCAUGUAAAGGGACAUAUUCGCCAUUUUCGUGGGUUGAUUUGGGGGUACCAAAGUUCGUCAUGUUGUAACUCAGCUGUUAGUUAAUUUAUCUCUUUAAAACUUCUCAGAUAUACUUCAAUAUGUCGUUUACCAACCCUGAAAAUAUGCAACUUGUCGAAUAAAAAUUGUACACAUAAUUAGAAACAAAAUAGCAUGUCAAAAUGAAAUAUCAACAUACCUAUUUCAAUCUGUGUCCAAUGUGUCAUCUUCUUUGACCACCGUUCGCAACUAAUAAUCAAGUGGAUUAUGCCAUUUUGCGAUUGGUGUACCGAGCUUAGUGGGACAAAUUGUCUGAACAGAAACUGAAAGGUAGGAUAGUCGCCUCUUGGUAGCAGAUCCGUCACAGCAUCCCGGGCUGGAAAAAACGUGCGAUUGGUGAACAUUGAAAACAGGUUGAAAUAGGUUGCCUUGAUAUUGUAUUUUUUGAAAUGCUAUAUUGUUCGGGAUAGUACUUGUACAAUUUAUAUAGAUAUUUAUCGUCGAACUUUGGGGCGUUUAACCCCGAUAUAUCAAUAGUCUAUAUUAUAUUCUAUAGGAAUGUACAAAAUACAUAAUGCUAUUU
Molecule: messenger RNA, 1068 nt
Organism: Lottia gigantea (owl limpet)
Lineage: Eukaryota; Metazoa; Mollusca; Gastropoda; Lottiidae
Exons: 3
Coding region: 18-425 (135 amino acids)
Biological process (GO): negative regulation of BMP signaling pathway
Cellular component (GO): AMPA glutamate receptor complex
Source: RefSeq, a predicted model, not a curated record